ACAAACGUCCCCCGUGCAUUGCUUGGUCAUACGAAUGUAAGACCAAUGAAGGACAGACAGGCUUGAUGUUUUGAAGCCAUUUCAAGUAUAGAGCCAUAACGCUGUUUGAGUAUCCUGAAUUUCUUUGUCAGAUCGUUGCUUGGUUGGCCGGAAGAUUUUAUUCGUACCACAGCGGUACUUCAAAAUGAGUGGUUUAUGAUGGGCUGCAUUUUGCCUCCACCCACAUUUUCCCGCUUUCCUUCAUGCUUGAUGUUUUUUCCAUUUCGAACUCGUUCAAAGUAGUAUCUUUUCACGGUAGCGACCUCCCCCAUUUCACGCCAAGCGAUAGAGACUAUUGGCUGAAGGUCGUUGACGAUCUUGGCGCCAAAUCUGCAAAGGCUCAAAAUCUGCCUCGGCCUAUAACGACGUCUGAAAAACUUUUGCGGACAGCCCAACAUCAUCGAGUAUACAUAGCUCUCGAAGGUUGUCAGUUCAAACCAAUCGGGUUGGGUAAAGUCGGCAAGAAGCGAAUAUUCCAUCUCAGCGAUGAUAACGACACUGUUGAGCACUUGACUUGCCAGUGUCUUCUCGACUUUUAUAUUGAAGAAGACUUCCAGCGGCAUGGAUAUGGUAGGCUGCUAAUGGAUGCAAUGAUAAAGAUUGACCCCCACCUUCAUGGUUUAAAUGACCUGGGCAUUGAUAGGCCGUCUAAAGCUUGCCUAUCAUUCUUCGAGAAAAAUUACAACUUGGAGCCAGUUCGUGUGGGCAUCGACCAUGACUUUUGUGUGUUUUCAGACGGAGCGCUGUCUACAUCUCCUUACCAGACUUCCCAUGGAAAUGUUGCGACGGCUUCCAAAGCGACUUCCAUAUACUAUGACAAAAAUUAAUUUCUAGUUCCAAAGUGUAAUAACAACGACAUAGCCAUCAUAGAUUAUUAUGUAAUAGAUGGAAAUCUACUGCAUUUUUACGUUCCAAUUUUUUUUUUUUUAUUCCUUGU
Messenger RNA from Umbelopsis ramanniana AG, 976 nucleotides. RefSeq lists its product as uncharacterized. Gene Ontology annotation, molecular function: tubulin N-acetyltransferase activity. Bases 243 to 866 code for a protein of 207 amino acids. The record is from RefSeq and is a predicted model, not a curated record. Gene Ontology annotation, cellular component: microtubule. NCBI's taxonomy places the organism in Eukaryota, Fungi, Mucoromycota, Umbelopsidomycetes, Umbelopsidales, Umbelopsidaceae. Gene Ontology annotation, biological process: alpha-tubulin acetylation. The transcript has 6 exons.